Messenger RNA from Stylonychia lemnae, 405 nucleotides. NCBI's taxonomy places the organism in Eukaryota, Ciliophora, Spirotrichea, Sporadotrichida, Oxytrichidae. The record is from the annotation of a GenBank genome assembly.
AUGGAUUUUGCGAAAGCUAUAGACAAUUUACAUAAGAUUUUGACUAACGAAGAGAAAUUUGCUGAGAUUAAUAAGGCAAUUUUCGAUGCAAUUGAUACUGAUAACAGUGGUACUCUAGAGCGUGAUGAAGUUGAAAGUUUCAUUAAGGGAUUACUUAGAGGAGUACAUACAGAUGAGAGUGGUUUGAACAAUGGAGACUUUGAGGACAGACAUAGAAUAGUAUUUGCUCUCCUAGAUGAAAAUGAAAGUGGUGAGAUCACUCUGGAUGAACUUGGAAAGUUUCUGAGAGAAUUGUUUAAGGAAUAGAUAAAAGAGUUACAGGAAGCAUUGGAAAGAGACAAACUAAAAGGUCAAGGUGGCCUGAAUACUGGAAUACAGAACAAGCAUUUCAGUGAUGAGAUUUGA